AUGCCUGGAAAGUGUGUGCACAAGGGCUGCGGCAAGACUUUUGCCGACGACAAUGAAGACUGUGUCUAUCAUCCUGGUCCACCAGUCUUCCACGAAGGCCAGAAAGGAUGGAAAUGCUGCAAACCCCGCGUCCUGACCUUUGACGAAUUCAUGACCAUCCCUCCCUGCACAACCGGCAAACACAGCACUGUAGACGACACAACCACCGAAGAACCCAAAACCGCUGCGGCCGAUGCACCUACACUGGCAUCCACAUCUGCAACUCCCUCUGAACCAGCAGCACCAGCUCGCGCACCCACAGCACAAGCCCCACAACCACCUGCCUCGCCCGCGCCCCCAGAAGACGAAGACGACGACCCAAACACCCCCAUCCCCGCCAACGCGACCUGCAAGCGCAAAGCCUGUGGCGCAACACACAAAGGCUCNCCCCGCAGCGACGACGAAAACUGUAGUCAUCACCCCGGAGCUCCAAUCUUCCACGAAGGCAGCAAAGGCUGGUCAUGCUGCAAGCGCCGCGUUUUGGAGUUUGACGAGUUCCUACGUAUCCCCGGCUGCAAGACUAAAUCACGCCAUCUGUUCGUAGGCGCAAAGAAAGACGACGGAGAGGAAAAGUUGGAGAGUGUGAGACAUGACUUUUACCAGACACCUGACAAAGUGAUGGCUUCGUUGUACCUGAAGAAGAUCGACAAGGCAAUCUCAAAGGUCGAGUUUCAGGACAAAGCCGUGGACUUGGAUUUGAGGACGAGCGAUCGUAAGAGGUUCCAGCAGGUCGUGCCGCUGUUUGGCGCCAUUGACAAGGCAAAGAGCGAGUUCAGUAUCAUGGGCACAAAGCUAGAGUUGAGGCUCGUCAAGGCAGAUGGUGCUUCUUGGCCAGUGUUGCGUGGAGACGAGAAGCACACUGGCGAGAUUAUCCAGAUGGGCCGCGCAGGAAGAGCAUAA
Molecule: messenger RNA, 939 nt
Organism: Aureobasidium vineae
Lineage: Eukaryota; Fungi; Ascomycota; Dothideomycetes; Dothideales; Saccotheciaceae
Source: the annotation of a GenBank genome assembly